This is a messenger RNA of Soboliphyme baturini, 309 nucleotides long. The record is from the annotation of a GenBank genome assembly. Lineage: Eukaryota; Metazoa; Nematoda; Enoplea; Dioctophymatida; Soboliphymatidae.
AUGGAAGAUGAAGAUGAAGAUGAAGAAGAUGAGGAUUGUCCGCCGUUGCCGAUCCCACGCCCAGUUGAGAAAGAAAUAAGCUAUAAUGGCAUUGCCGUCAUCGAAAAUUAUACCGGCUCGAUCGUCGCCCGGGAUGCCAAGGGCCGUCCAUUCUGUUGGGAAAUUGAGGCGGACGGCGAAAAAUCGGCGAUCAGAACCUGCUCAUCGCCCUCUAGCAGCCACAGGCGUAGCAGCACAACAAUGGCUGACGAAGACCGACGGAACGACGACGAAAAUACCAGUCGCCAACGAAGUCGCUACCCGUUCUGA